Messenger RNA from Durotheca rogersii, 1748 nucleotides. RefSeq lists its product as uncharacterized. The transcript has a single exon. Bases 102 to 1310 code for a protein of 402 amino acids. NCBI's taxonomy places the organism in Eukaryota, Fungi, Ascomycota, Sordariomycetes, Xylariales, Xylariaceae. The record is from RefSeq and is a predicted model, not a curated record.
AGCGAAGAAGCGCGAAGAGAAGGGGGAAAAGGGCUGCCGUGGGCGCCAGUAUCUGGACCGAGAGAUUGUAAGCACCCGGCUCUCGUAGCUGCACGCCCAGCAUGUGCUUUGAGCUUCAUCGCGAAUUCAGCUGCGGCCACGUCUCGACGGAGCUCACCAACUGCCCCACGCACAACAAACAGCAGAGCUCGGCUAAGGGCAUAUUCGGCGCGCUCCUGCGGGGGGACUUGAAACACAAGAAGGACUGCGGCCGCGUCGUCCGCCACUACAUGGAGCUGAAGCCGCUCUGCCACGAGUGCACCGUGGGGGCCGAGACCUUCGUGGCCAGGUACGUGGGCAACGGGGCGCUCAAGAUACAGCGGCCGGUCGUGGAGGAGGACUUCCGACGGCCCUUCGAGAAGCACCGCGAGAGGCGCAGGCGGGAGGCCCAGAGGCCGCUCGAAAAGUCCGAGAGGGAGAGGCAUGUCCGACACGGUAAGGGAGACAAGGAUCGCACGAUAGCCGACGCCAACCCCAACGUCUGGAUACCGGAUCUGUACGAGAACCCGCAGAGGCUAGCGAGAAAAGAAGCCUCCAGUCGGGCCGCGGAGGCGGCGCCGCCGGUAAGCCCGCCGCGGCUGCACAAGUCGUCUUCUACCCACCAACACCCCUCGCGUAAAGCCAGCAGGAAAGAGAAAGAGGCUAGCCAGGUACAUGAGAAGCCCCCGAAGAGCCACGAGCAUAAUAGGAACCACGAGCAUAGUAGGCGCCACGGCUCCCAGAGGAGAGCACCGGCCUCUGGCAACUCGCAGCCCCAGAGGAAGCCGGCCGAGCCAGCGCCAGCGCAUCGCCGUCCGGGGUAUGGAGGUGUCUCCGGCGACAGGCCGCCCACGCCGCCUGUUGAAGAGCCGCCGCGCUUACCGCCGCAGACUACCCAGCACAAGUCGCGGCCGAGGCCGCCGCCCUCGCCCUCGGCGUCGCAGCCGGCAGCGGCGACAGCCGGCGAGCAAUCGGAUCCGCGGUGCGCGCCGGGGUAUACGGUGCCGCUGCCCGAGUACCAGGUAUAUCUCAACGCUCUGGCCUUUGCCAGGGAACACUCAGAGCGGAACGCCGGGAAGGCGCCGGAGACGCCCAGGGUGCCGGAGACGCCCCGGCCGCCGGCGACGAGCGGUCACCGUCGCAAAGAGAAGCCGGGCAGGAUGAAUCUGCAGGGUCUGAGCAAAGCCUUGAGGAUCAACCCGCCAAGUCCGGGGUCGGAUAUUAGUUUCGUCUGUCAGACUUCGAAGAAACUGUCAUCGAUGAAGGACGAGCACCGGCCUGACGACAGGUGAGGAGUGACACGUGUUCAACCCGCGCCACACCCGGAGUUUCAUUCCCGGUAAGCUAUACAUCUAUCUUAUGUCUCGGCUCGUACUUUGAUGAACACGCAAGCGUACAUAGGAUUGUCGAAUCGUUUAGGAUAUGGUAUACAUCUAUCAUAGGUGGGUAGUUGGGCCAGCUUUCGGGCGAGGUUUAGGUCAACUGAACGGAGAAGGUAAAUACUGCUGAUGCUAAAAUCUAAACAAUACAGAAAAUGGGUUCCGUCGUACCGCCCCUCCCUCGUUCGCAUGGUAUGUGAGAAGAAGAGUGUCGAUUCAGGGGGUUUGAUAGGGGGAGGGUCGAAGUCUUUGAAAUGUCAUCACUUAGCUUCUUAUACAUAGUCUUGACAGGGGUCCUCUAGGGUGAUCGCUACGGAGAUAUUCCGCCGUCGAGCACUAGCCAGGCGUGUU